Molecule: messenger RNA, 3048 nt
Organism: Seminavis robusta
Lineage: Eukaryota; Bacillariophyta; Bacillariophyceae; Naviculales; Naviculaceae
Source: the annotation of a GenBank genome assembly
AUGAGUACUUCCACCUCUUCAUCCCGCAAACAGCGCAUGGGUUGGGCAUCGUCGUCGUCGGGAAUUUAUCAUCAUUUGGAAGACAAUUCUAAUUUGAGCAUCAGUCCUUCCUCGACGGGGAGCAUGACUGGCAUCUCAUUGAAGAGUCCUACAAGCACUACUACUCCUAGUGCUGCUAGCAAGAGAGCCGGAGGAAUGAAACGAACGCAUCGAUUGCUGCGCAUGUUCAUUCUGCCCACAUUGGCCGUGUCGGUCGUGUACUUGCAAAUACACUCGUUGGGAUUUGUGGUCGGAGGGGAUUGGCAACAAGAACUCGAUCAUAUGGCUCUGUGGUCGCCCUCAACAUCGUCGUCAUCAACUACACAGUCCACAUCAUCACAGUCCACACAACACUCUACCAAAACACAUCAAAAAAGCAAACACCCGUUUGUUCACGGGACGACUCCGCUCCACAAAUUGGAAGAACAUCGAUUGCGACAUGUCUUUCAACACAGUCAACCAAAAACAAAAACAACACAACAAGCGCAAUCAGCCAUCAGUGAAUCGGAACGACGGCUCCAAUCCAAGACUGCCGCAGUCACUACUCUCGUACCAAACAAUAACAACGAAGAAGAUCCACAAGAACUACACGAACUAUUCAUGGCCCAAAAACAGAAACGACACAACAACAACAAGGACCAAACACACGAUCAAGUAGUGGCAGAAUUUCGACGUCAUGCACAUGAUGACAAUAAGGCCAUGCUCCUUAAUCAUUUUGAAAAAUAUCAACGACUCCAACAUCAUCAUCAUCGCGAUAACGACAGCAGUCUACUAGUCCAAACCAAGAAACAUUUGAACCGACAAGAAUAUGCCGUGCCAACCAAGCAACGACAACCAGAUGAUAGUGACGAGGAAGACAGUCCCAUUCCAGGAACCUCCAAGGCAGUCUAUGACCUGGUCAUGAAAAAGAGACAUCAGUUGGACCUACUACGCACACGCAACAAGGACCAAGGCAUUCGCAACAGGAUGGUCAAACACAACGAAGUCAAAGAUGAAUCAUUGGAGGAUGAUGACGAAUUGGCGGACGAAGAGGAGGCAGACAACAAUAAUAGUAUCAGCAGUACCAACAAAAAGAAGAAAAAGAAAAAGGGAACACUCCUCACCAAAAAGCACAAAGGACGACAGCGGCCCAAAGAAAAGGUACUAUUCUUUGUACACAUUCACAAAUCAGGUGGAACCGUUCUCUGUGCCAUGGCUCAUGCCAACAAGCUCCAUGUCAAUACCAAACACAAUUGCAACGUACAGACCAAUCAACGAUGUUGUGGAAAAUCAGAUGACAAGGAAAUCCAAACGGCAUAUGCACAACAAACACCCUACGAUCUUGUCGCUGCUGAAACACAAAUGUAUCAAGGCAUGGAUCCCACACAUUACAAUUACAUUGUCGUACUACGAAGUUCUCGGGAACGAUAUUUCUCUCAUUGGAAACACAUUCUGCGGGAUGUACCACCCCGGCGAAAACCCAUGUCUACGACACGCAAGGGAAUAGUGGGAAAGGCACAGCAUUCUUCGUUGGAAGCCGCACCGCGAUUACACUACAAACCAAAAACGGCCGAAAUGCAACAAGUCAUUGACCGUCUUUCCAAAUUUCAACAACAGUUUGAACCACAAGCACCCGUAGUGCCGCAGGAAACAACCACAAAAUUGCAGGAUCCUCUACAACACAUAUAUGAUAAGGAAGCAGCUGACAAAAAAGGAUACGGGGACGAAAAGGCCAAACCAAUGCACCACUUAACAACAACCGAUCAAGAUGUGAAAGACAAGGUGGCACAUUGGAAACAACAAGUCGCCGUGCGACAACAAGAACGAAACCAACAGCACGCCAUUGACAAUUUGGAACAAAAACGCGAUCACGAACAACGAGCUGCGGCACAUGCCCGAGAAAUGUCCAGCCACAAAAAACACCAUGAACAACGAUUGCUGCUCGAGGAAGAACCACAUCCAGAAGAGGAACCAAUUCGUGUGCGGGAUGGCGCACCCGGGGAUAAAGCCGUCAAUGAUGCCAAGGCGCGUCGUGCCAAACAUUUGGUGGCAUUGAAGCAGCAAGGAACAGAAGAAGAAGAAGAGGGCGGCGAGAAAAAGAAGCAAAAGGAUGACGAGGAGGAGGACGAAGAUGACGGAGACGACGACGAAGAAGAAGAAAAAGGAGAGCAGCAAAAGGGGGUUGACGGGAAUGAUAAAGAAGGCGACAACAAGCCCACUCCAGCGUCGACACACACGCCACAAAAACGACUCGGCCCAAAGCUCGUCAUGCCGCUCCAAACCAGACCCGAAAAACCACCCAAGAAUUUGGAACAUCCUGCUCAACACGUGCCCCUUCCUAAAAAGACGAAACCCGUCAUUGGCCAUACGUUCGAAGAGUGGUGGAGCCUUCAACCCGACAAUUGGAAUUUCCGACAGUUGUGCGGCACGCAUUGCAUGGGGGUGCCCAAGUAUCAACUGACGUUGCAGCAUUGGCAAUACACGUUGGAUCGAUUCCUGCAAUUUCACACCGUCCUGUUCUUGGAAGAUUUGCAGGAUAGCAUGGAUGUGCUCGCAGAACGAUUGAAAUGGGGACAAGCCAACAUGACGGCUGUCCAAGAGGCCGAAAAGAAGGAACGCGACCGAAAGGCUCGCAGAAAAGCGGAGGGCAAACGAGCCCGACCACUCAAAACUACGAGAAUCCCUCGUGCGACGUAUCCUCCGCUACAACCACCCAACACGACUGUCGCCUUUGCCAGUUGGGAUCCUCUCAUGUCGGCAUUGGAUGAUGCUCUGUACGAUAUUGGUAGACGCUGGGAAAAGCUCAAGCGCGAGCAAAAGGCGCCGGUUCAGUCCUUGGAGGUGGUGGCAGCGGAUGGAAGCACAACAACGGCCCCGGCGCAUGCUGGAAUGUUGUCAUCCUUGACGGCCAUGGAGAGCUUGCCAGCCGACCUCUUGAAACAUUUUGAACGCUAUUUCCGAGACGAGCCUCACAAUCAUCGUCAUCAAUGUGAGGAUGAAUGUUGUCAUCCAAUCUGUUCCAAAUGGUAA